AUGGAAACCCAGCUUGUGCUGUCAGGAAGUCCAGAAGAGGAUGAAGAAAACCAAAUGAAAAAUCCAUUUACAAUUUCUUCAGAUAUCGAUAUUUUGUCAAUAAGGGACAAGGAAAGAAAAAAGGCUAAGGCGGAACGUGAAAGGAUGAAGACCAUGAAAAUCCAUGAGAAAAUUACUUACUCCACUAAAAUAAAAGCAAAGCAAAAAGAAGUCAGGAAAGCUCUGCAAAAGGAGGAAAAAGAGGACAACAGAAAACAGGCAACAAAUAAAGAGAGACUGAAAACUCUUCAGGAGAGUCUUUUAUGGAAGACAGCCAUUGCAAAAGAUUACCCAUUAGUAAAGGAGACAUUCCGUGACUACAUAAAUUACAGAAGAGAGAUAUUUAUACUUGAGUAUGCCAUGGCAGUAAAGCGAGACGAGAUUCAGAGGAUGGAGAACAUAAUAAAGGAUGAGGAAAGAAAACUGGAAAAGGCUGAAUACUACCUGGAGAAGGAUGCUGCCACAUUUGAUGAGUUCCUGAAGCAGAGCCAUAAAAACUAUGUUCAAGCCCUGAAAAUUGCUGAAAAAGAAACCGCAGCAAAGAUGAAGAAAACAAAGGAGAUGCAGGCAAUCACUUCCCAAAUUGAGCACCUCCAAAGUGAUAUAUCCAGAUUCCAGCAAACUCUGCAGGAGUACAGGAUGUACAGGGACUUCCUCUAUAAGCUCUCUCCGAAAGAGUGGCAGGAGGAACAUGGAAAAAAGCACAAAAAGGAAGAGGACUUGAAAACAGCAUCCAAAGCUAAUGAAGACAGUGCCUCGCCUCCCACUGCCGCAGAGCAAGGCCAGGACCUGACAGCCAGGACAAACACUGCCAGUCCCUACAGUACUGGUUAUAUAGAUGUGCCAAGUUCCCUGGUGCCUUUGAAAAGUUUGGAAUUCAGCUCAUUGCAUGAGAUCAGGCCACAGCUCAAAAACUUCCUGAAGCCUCUAGCUACAAGAAAACUAAGUUCACUGGAGGAUGCCGAACGUGAAACCUGCUCGGAUGAAGAUGAGGAGCCCAAGCUGUACUUUACUGAUCCCCAACAACUGCUGUCUGUUUUCAAGGAGAUGGAGGAAGAGAACUUGUCCUUCACCCAGAAUUCCCAGGAGAUCAAGGAAAGUCUGGACAAGGUCCAACACACUUUCAUCACCACACAUGAAAGCAUGGAGAAGAAGUUAGCAGAGCUGAAACAGCAGGUAGUCACCCUCAAAUCCUCCAUCGCUAAGGAAGAAGAGAGAGCAGCAGAUCUGACGCUCAAAGUUCACCUGUUUUCCUCUAGAGAAUACAAAGCUGAUGACGAGGACACAAUGCUCACAAGCCUGAACAAGAAGGUGCUGGAAGUCUACUGCCACUGCACUGGAGAAAAUGAAGCAAAUCUGCAGACAGUGCAGAUGCUAAUGGUGAUAGAAAAACAGCUCAAUGAUCUGCUGGACAACUUGGAGAGAAUCCCACCAGCAAAGUUAGAACAGGCUGAGAAAGCCAAAGAAAAGGAACGGAGGAUGAGAGUCAGAGAGGAAAAGCUGAGACAACAGAAGCAGCAGCAGGAGGAAAGAUCGCGGCAGACCCUGGAAAGAUGCCUGGCAGCCGGCAGCCGUAAAAAAAACGUCUUCAACCAAAAAAGGAUUUAUCUGGACACAUACAUUGUUCAAAAGGCACAGGAAGUAAAAGCAUUUCUGAAUGACCUCGUGUGA
Opisthocomus hoazin is the source of this 1710-nucleotide messenger RNA. NCBI's taxonomy places the organism in Eukaryota, Metazoa, Chordata, Aves, Opisthocomiformes, Opisthocomidae. The record is from RefSeq and is a predicted model, not a curated record.